Molecule: messenger RNA, 732 nt
Organism: Bipolaris maydis ATCC 48331
Lineage: Eukaryota; Fungi; Ascomycota; Dothideomycetes; Pleosporales; Pleosporaceae
Source: RefSeq, a predicted model, not a curated record
AUGGCCAAAACCGAGAAAGAACCACCGUCGUACGUGAUUUGCGCCAAAAGAAUAUCAACAAAACAAAGGUUUACUAAGGAUUGCAGCAUCAUGGGCGAGACUGUCCCUAUAUCAAUUCAAGGUGGCCAGAUUCAUGUGCAUAGAGAGGUCCUUACAUCUACCUCGGAUUUUCUUAAGAAUGCCAUGAAGCCAGAAUGGCGUGCCGACAAGAACCGUCCAAUCGAUUUGUCUGAAGAGAACCCCAAAGCCGUCGAAAUUUACUGCCAAUGGCUUUACUCAGGCAAAAUUGCUUGUUGUGACAACUCUUUGUCCACGUGCACAUCCAUUUGUCAACUCUAUGUCCUUGGCGAGAAGUUGAUGGACCAAACGUUUAAGAACACGGUCCUGGACUUCAUAGUAAAGGGGCUUGAUGGUGACUUCGGGUUUCGUCUCACGGCGGACGGUAUCAAGAUCAUUUAUGAAGGCACUCCCAAAGGCUCACCAGCGCGCCGCCUCGUGGUUGACAUCUGCGCAUACCAUAUAACUCCUCGGCUUAACCUUGAUGUUCUCUCCUGUUUUCGCGGAACUGAUUUCCUUGAAGAAUUGAUAACGGCUUUGGUUGCUGUGCGUUCACCACCUCGUAACAAAGUUCCACCCUGGGCUACUCAGCCUGAGUCCUACCAUUUAAGUCACCCCAUGUUGCACUACUUAUAUUCUCAUCCUGCCUGCUCUACCGUGCAUACUACCGAUUAG